AAGUCUUCGGCGCUGCUGUUGGAGGCCCUGGUGUUCGAAAGUAUCCGGAAGUGGCCGGGCCGUAGGCCUUUGAUGCGGGUCGGGAAAAAUGGCGGUGGUCGCUGUGUUCCCGGCUCUUGCGCGGAUGCUUGCUCUGUCAAGGCACCACCUGGUGUCUCCUUCACUCAGCAUGACGUCAUGCAGACGCUGCUACAGAGGUGACAGCCCGAACGAUUCCCAGAAGGAUAUGAUUGAAAUCCCUUUGCCUCCGUGGCAGGAGCGAACUGAUGAAUCCAUAGAAACCAAACGAGCCCGGCUGCUCUAUGAGAGCAGAAAGAGGGGAAUGCUGGAAAACUGCAUCCUGCUUAGCCUCUUCGCUAAGGAACAUCUGCAGCACAUGACAGAGAAACAGCUGAACCUCUACGAUCGCCUGAUUAAUGAACCCAGUAACGACUGGGAUAUUUACUACUGGGCUACAGAAGCAAAACCAGCCCCAGAAAUAUUUGAAAACGAAGUCAUGGUCCUGUUGAGAGACUUUGCUAAGAACAAAAACAAAGAGCAGCGACUGCGGGCCCCGGAUCUUGAAUACCUCUUUGAAAAGCCCCAGUGAGCUACGUGCCACCAUCUGCCUGGCCUCGGGGGCUCUACAGAUGCUCAUUGCCUGCGAUGGGUACUGGCCUUGAUGUCCUGCUUCUCCUUAGAUGCUCAGCCCACCCAGACCUCUGGUCCUGCCUGCAGUGAUGGACCCACCUCUCUCCAAGGACAUGUAUAUGUUCAGUGUGCCUCAUGCUAAGACCCUUUGGCUCCCAUCUAAGCCUCAGAAGCAGUUUAUCCAUGUCACUGUCGCUCAGGCCUGACUCUCUCUCUGGUUCCAUAGGAGGAAGCAUUGUGCCAGCUCACUGCUUCAGCCAGAAGUGUGCUCAGUGUGAAGAGGCAGCCAGCUGCCUGUGCUGUGUGGAAGGCUCCCCGGGUGAGCCAGGGCUUUGUCCCUGUGAAAUUCCCCCUCCCAGCCUGGGUUGGUUCUUUCUGCCAGGGGAAGCUGGUCCAAGCCCCCUGAGUGGAACCCUUCAAAGGCCCAGCAGGCAGAAUGAGGGCAGUGGGCAGGAACGGUGUGGGCGUGCUGCUUAAGAGUCAGCAUCCUCAGCAGAUUUUCUCUAGAAUGCUCAUUUUAUAAACUGAACGAUAAUUGUGUAUAUUAAAGAAUAUUUUAAAAAGGAAAAUCACAACUCCUCAACCCUCACCCAAUUAUUUUAAUUUUGUGUGUUCUCAUGCAGGCAUAUGUUUAGAGUUUUACAAGGUCACAAUCUCCAAGUUUCAAUUACAGCAAAUGUUUUCUGUAUUUCUGCAGUCUCCACAAUUGCUUGGAGAAGGUAAUGGCACCCCACUCCAGUACUCUUGCCUGGAAAAUCCCAUGGAUGGAGGAGCCUGGUAGGCUGCGGUCCAUGGGGUCGCUAAUCAUCAGACACAACUGAGCAACUUCACUUUCACUUUUCACUCUCAUGCAUUGGAGAAGGAAAUGGCAACCCACUCCAGUGUUCUUGCCUGGAGAAUCCCAGGGAUGGGGGAGCCUCGUGGGCUGCUGUCUAUGGGGUCGCACAGAGUUGGAAAUGACUGAAGUGACUUAGCAGCAGCAGCAGCAGCCACAAUUGCUUUAGUUGACAAACUGAUGAUGUGUAAGAAAUAACGUUAGGAUGAAUUAGCAGAAUGUGUUUAGCUCCAGAGCCAAAAGACUUCUGGUUGCUAGGAGUGUGGUUUUGUCUCGCUGGAGGAAUUUUGCCCUCGGAGCUAUCAUCCAGACAGAACAGAUGUCACCCAGAUUGGGCCAGGACACAGGUGUGAAUCAGAGGAAACAGGCCAGACUUGCUAGGCAGGCGGUUGGUGAACAACAGAGAUACACACAGGCAGGAAGUACCUGUUUGCAGCGUCAUGGAGUUGGGGUUCCCACGGAACCUCUAUGUGGUCCUGUUUGCCCUUCAGGGUUCUUGGCUGAUGAGAGGAGAGAACCAGCCUUUCAUUACUUACGAUCUCAGCAGAGCUUCCCAGCUCUUUUGUAGACAAGCGCUGUCGUGCCUAUUUUGCAGAUGAGAAAGUGGGCUCUGAGACAGUGGUCUGUCCCAGAUCGAGUUGCUAUUUAGCCAGAAAGCCAAAAUCUUGCUUAGUUCAGUCUGUCUCCAAAGCUCAUGAACUUUUCUGCCAGAACAUGCUGCCUUAACUGGUGGAAACUGUAGAAAUCUUCACUUUAAAAAGUUAUAGUGAAGAGACUUGACAGUUCUAAGCCAUGACCUGUGUGUCAUGUGGGGGACGGGAAGCUGCCAGGUGCUUCCCAAAAUAAGCACUCGGUCAUCCAAGGUAGCUCUUGGAAGAAGCAGGGCCGGCAAUAGGUACAAGUCAGAUCCUGGCUCCGUUGCUUACUUGCUGGGUAAGUGAAUGGGGCUGAGCCUCAGUUUUCUUCAUCUAUAAAACGGGGUUGAUGACUUUCCCUGUCUUAACUCUUUCUGAAGAUCAGACAUGAAGAGAGAAAGCUCGUGUCUCAAGACUUUCAUCGUCCUCAUCACACAGUACGCUGUUGGUAGAUGUUAGAUCUCAGCAUUUGGUCGUGGCUUCAGUCUGAGAAGUUGUAUCUUAACGCAAAAGGCCUGGCAUGCCAGCAAGGUCACCAGAGCUUUGUGCAGGGCCAAGUCCUCUGCCGGUAGGAAAGCCAGGCCUGUUAGAGGACCACGGGGUGUCUUAACCAGCCAGCAAAGACUGGAGAGAAAACAGACCCUGGUUUCUUUGAAGGAAAAGAGGCCUUUGAAGGAAAAAUCUGUAGCAUGAUCAUCUAAGCAAGGAAUGGGAGUGAGAAAUGGAGGGCAGAGCCGAUUUUGAUGGCCCAGGGAGCUUACUGCCGACUCUGGCCAAUCUCUCGGGCCUUGUUUGAUGUACCGUGAGGAGAAUGUUAAUGUAGGGACUUGAUGGAGAGAGAUGUCUGGACUGUGAGAAGUACAUAUGACAGUUGGGCAGUGACCCAUCUGUUCUGGACUCCUAGACAGCAAAUCUCAGCAGCCAAGUAUGCAAUUUGGGCUUUUUCUCCCCCCUGGAGGUUUGAUCUCUUCUCGCCUGAUUUUUGUCUUAUUUAAUAUAAGGGAUUCAGCUGCCACUUUCACCUGGGGAUGGCAUGCUUCUAAAGAAGUUGUUUUCUUCCCAGGCUGCUGGUCUCUGUCAUCUCUGAAAGUGAAGGAUCUUAACUAACUUCAGCUGCUCAGUGUCAGACCCAGGGGUGCUAUAUGAACGGUUUUUCCCUUUAUUAGGCAUUAAGUGAAACUAGGCCAACCACAGGACAUUUUUUAAAAAUUAAUAAACAGAGCAAGGGCCAGCAGCCCCCCAAGGAUCCAUGAGGAACCAGAAUCUGGACUCAUUCCUCUCCGUCUGACACCUCACUGCUCGCUGACCUCAUUCAGAGUGUGUGCACACAGGCACCUGGCCCUGCCCCGCCCCUCCUGAAGAGGUCUCGAAAGACCUGCCCCGCCCCUCCUGAAGUGGUCUCGAGAGACCUGUCACACAGGCUCCCACAUCAGACGUCAAAGGGAGGCAAUAAAAGCUGUCCUCUCCCCAGCGUUUAAGUCUCCAAAGUCCAUAAGCCAAAUGCCCUUUGCCCAACUCUGGACCUUAGAUGGGGCAUAUCUGUUGGGGUCACUACAAAGCCACCUCUGACCAGCACAGGCUGUCGUCUGGAGGUCACGUGCCCCGUCUUAGCUCCAACCAGGGUGGCAACUGGCACAAACCUCACUCAUUUUCAAACAGCCCUAGGCAAAGAUUCCACUGUGCAAGUUGAGAGUUUAUCUUUCCGUCCAUCUGGUAGACAAUGAGGGAGGCUCCAUGAUGGGGAAGCUCACACAGCCGUACACAGCAAGCAGGGCUGGGAGACUUUUCUGGUAGCUUGUUAUUAGUACAGCCGGUUGUAUCUGAGGGUGGAGGACUUGCCAUCCUGCAGCUGUCAAGCCAAGAGUGCUCAUGAGGUCCCAGUUAAGCCACCUUGUUUGGUUUCCCAGUGAACCCUCUGGAAGUGAGGACCGGCAUUAGGAUCUCCUCCCACCCCCAUCAGGCAACAUAGCAUCGGUGGGACAGUGACCUGAGGCAAGGAGUGCUCCUCUGCCUUUAAAAACCAAAUAUCUGAAAAAAAAAGAACAUGUGUCAGGCACCAGACAUUUCAGGGUGGAUGGUGGAAACGCUGAAGCUAUCGAAGAUAAAUAACAUCAGGCAUCCAAAGAGGAGAUCAGUAAGGAGAUCUACCUCCUUGUAGCCUGAGGUAAAGUCUCCGUCUGGGUCCCGGGUCUCGCCCGAAUCCAGAUAUCCCUGCCAAGGAUGAGACUACUAUCUUUAAAAGGACAACAUAAAUGCACUUUCCAUAACUACACAUCACAGCAUGUAACAUUAAAGAGCAAAUUACGACGUUAAGAUGAACAUAGUUUCCCAGUGGGUUUCAGUUAGUUUCUGUGUUGUGGAACGUCCACAUUUGGUGACGCCCUGGGGCACGGGUUGGAGAAAUAGAGCAGAGCAGUUUAGGGAGAUGGACCUAAGGUAGAAUCCUGGCUCUCCCAUUGGUCAGCUGGGUGACCUUGGACAUGCUGUUUAACCUUUUCCACUCUGUGUCUCAUCUGUAAAAGGAAAGGUCAAAGAGCCACCUCAUGUGUUGCCGCAAAGACGAAGUCAUGCGUGGGAAGUGCUCGGCACGGUGCCUGGCACCCGAGUGACAUCAUCACAGCCAGUGGUGUUGGCUGAUGGUGUGCCCAACACUCCUCAGAGCUUUCCUCGGAUGACGUCACUCAGGCCUCACAACAGGGAUCUGAGGCGGGCACAGCUCUCAUUUCCUUUGUCCAGGUGAGGAAAGUGAGGCCUGGUGAGAUUAAGCUGCUUGCCCCAAAUCACAGCCCAUAAGUGGGGCAGCUGGAUUUGGAAGCUGGACAGUGGGCCUCCAGUGCCUGUGCUCCGAAGCCAUCCACCACCUGCUUUAUAAAGUAAGCAGGGCAUUGAGAAGCACUUGCACAACUGGGCUUGCCUGAGCUCCUUGCACCGCUACUGCCGCCACCUGGAAGACUUCCCAGGUGAGCCUUCCAGAGCGUGAGAGACGUGUGUCCAAGUCAUACUUGUCCCCUCAACCAAAGUCAGCCGAUAGGCAAGUGGCCCCGACCCUAACACAGCCAAGCCCAGUCCAGAUUGCAAACCCAGAGACCCUUAAGGUAAAUAAAUGCUUAUUACUUUUAAGCCACCAAGUUUUGGGGUGAUUUGUGAUACAGCAUUAUUAUAACUGUUGGUAACUGACACAGAUGGUAAUUGGGCUUCCCAUAUAGAUGU
Molecule: messenger RNA, 5310 nt
Organism: Budorcas taxicolor (takin)
Lineage: Eukaryota; Metazoa; Chordata; Mammalia; Artiodactyla; Bovidae
Gene: SDHAF2
Product: succinate dehydrogenase complex assembly factor 2
Exons: 4
Coding region: 89-589 (166 amino acids)
Biological process (GO): protein-FAD linkage; mitochondrial electron transport, succinate to ubiquinone; mitochondrial respiratory chain complex II assembly
Cellular component (GO): mitochondrion
Source: RefSeq, a predicted model, not a curated record